Pipistrellus kuhlii (Kuhl's pipistrelle) is the source of this 3769-nucleotide messenger RNA. RefSeq names its product sterol O-acyltransferase 1 (gene SOAT1). Gene Ontology annotation, molecular function: cholesterol O-acyltransferase activity; fatty-acyl-CoA binding; cholesterol binding. Gene Ontology annotation, cellular component: endoplasmic reticulum membrane. Gene Ontology annotation, biological process: cholesterol efflux; cholesterol homeostasis; cholesterol metabolic process. Lineage: Eukaryota; Metazoa; Chordata; Mammalia; Chiroptera; Vespertilionidae. The record is from RefSeq and is a predicted model, not a curated record. The coding region runs from base 213 to 1859 and encodes 548 amino acids. The transcript has 16 exons.
CGCUGCGUAGCGGGCCCCGAGGCUGGGGGCGGAGGGGCCGGCGGUCGGGGCGCUUUUUCUCCGUCUGCGGCUGGGCUGGCGGCGUCUCCGGCCUCGGACACCCUGAGCCGACCUUCCUGCCAACCUUCCUGUCGGCCGCGCUCCGACGACCUCCCGGGACUGCCUUCCGUGCCGAGGUCCCCCGUUGCCGGGCUCCGGCCCCAGAUAACACCAUGGUGGGCGAGGAGAUGUCUCUAAGAAAACGGCUGUCAAAGUCCAGUGACGGUCCUGAAGAAAAGGAAGACCAGGGAAACCCUGCAAAGCAGGCCCCAGAAACACCUAGUAAUGGCCAGGUUGAUGUAAAAGAGAUAAUUGCAAAGAAGAAACAGUUGACAGCAGAGGCAGAGGAAUUGAAGCCAUAUUUUAUGAAGGAAGUUGGCACUCACUUUGAUGAUUUUGUGACCAAUCUCAUUGAAAAAUCAGUAUCAUUAGACAGUGGCGGGAGUACUCUCACAUCCUUUUCUGUUCUCGGAGGAGUGAACAACCAUAGAGCUAAAGAUCUGAGAGCACCUCCAGAACACGGAAAGAUUUUUGUUGUAAGGCGAUCUCUCUUAGAUGAGCUGUUUGAGGUGGACCACAUCAGAACAAUAUAUCACAUGUUUAUUGCCCUCCUCAUUCUCUUUAUCCUCAGCACACUUGUGGUAGAUUACAUUGACGAAGGAAGGCUGGUGCUUGAGUUCAAUCUCAUAUAUUAUGCCUUUGGCCAGUUUCCUGUUGUUAUAUGCACAUGGUGCGCCAUGUUCUUGAGUACACUUUCAGUUCCCUAUUUCCUCUUUCAACAUUGGGCCAGAGGCUACAGCAAGAGUUCUCAUCCAGUGAUCCAUUCUCUCUUCCAUGGCUUUUUUCUCAUGGUCUUCCAGAUUGGAAUUCUAGGUUUUGGACCAACGUAUAUUGUAUUAGCAUAUACACUGCCACCAGCUUCCCGUUGCAUUGUUAUCUUUGAACAGAUUCGUAUGGCAAUGAAGGUCCAUUCGUUUGUCAGAGAGAAUGUGCCUCGGGUACUAACUUCAGCUAAGGAGAAAUCAAAAACUGUUCCAGUACCCACAGUCAACCAGUACUUGUAUUUCUUGUUUGCUCCAACCCUCAUCUACCGGGACAACUACCCCAGGACUCCCACUAUAAGAUGGAGUUAUGUGGUUAUGCAGUUUGCACAGGUGUUUGGCUGCUUGUUUUAUAUGUACUACGUCUUUGAAAGGCUCUGUGCCCCCCUGUUUCGCAAUAUCAAGCAGGAGCCCUUCAGUGCUCGUGUUCUGAUCCUGUGUGUAUUUAACUCCAUCUUGCCAGGUGUCCUGGGGCUGUUACUUACUUUUUUUGCCUUUUUGCACUGUUGGCUCAAUGCCUUUGCCGAGAUGUUACGCUUUGGUGACAGAAUGUUUUAUAAGGAUUGGUGGAAUUCCACAUCCUACUCCAACUAUUACAGGACCUGGAAUGUGGUGGUCCAUGACUGGCUGUAUUACUAUGCUUACAGGGACUUUCUCUGGUUUUUCACUAAGAGAUUCAAGUCUGCUGCCAUGUUAGCCGUCUUUGCUGUGUCUGCUGUCGUCCACGAAUAUGCCAUCGCUGUUUGCUUGAGCUUUUUCUACCCAGUGCUCUUUGUGCUCUUCAUGUUCUUUGGAAUGGCUUUCAACUUCAUUGUCAAUGAUAGCCGGAAAAGGCCAAUCUGGAACGUCAUGAUGUGGACUUCCCUUUUUGCGGGCCAGGGAGUCCUCCUGUGCUUUUAUUCUCAAGAGUGGUAUGCACGUCAGCACUGUCCUCUGAAAAAUCCCACAUUUCUGGAUUAUAUCCGGCCACGUUCCUGGACUUGCCGUUAUGUGUUUUAGAAGAUUGGACUAGUUUCCUUCCUUGACACUGAAGAUUGGGUACUCUACCUGACUUGGGGCCAGCAUCUAUUACCAGCUAUUACUGAUGAAGUUAUUUGUGUUAUUUGGACCACUCCAUGCUUGACAGAUGACUCACUCCAUCCCUAGGUCAUCUGGAGCUGAGCUAUUGGAAGUUUACUGGAAUUAAUGUACACUUAAGCAGUGCUUUUUUUGUUUUAUUUUGUUGAGAAGGAAGACUUCCAGCUAACAUAAUGACAGAUGUUUGCUGGGUCAUAUUGGCUUAAGCCUCAGAAAUUACAUCUUUUGUUUCUUGACUAUCUAGAGACUAAACAUCAUGUUUUCUUGGCCAUUGAAUUAGCCAAAACACUUAUGAAGAAAUCAUUUAAAUACCUCUGGCUUAGAAAUUGUUUUCAUGCACACCGAUGGGAUGUAUGCUAAUUAACCAUGCAAUUGGGAUAGAAAAGAAUAUGGAACGUUUUGCUAUUUCUAUUAGAGAGAAAAUAUCUACUUUCCAAAGAUAAUCUUAUUAUAAAUCCUAAUUUGUGGGUUAGUUAUUGUUCUUCUCAGCCUAUAUUUUCUUGAAAAAAGUUUGGUUCUACCCAAGUUUUACCUUGCUUUUACUAUACAAUGUAAGUCAUGGUUUCUAUGAAGCAAAAUUACAUCUCUCACCUUGAAUUCUUGAAUUUUCAUUCAUAAUAUCUAUUGAGAAGAACAGAAAUAGGAUGGGAAAGAGAAAGAAGGCACAGGACAAAGAAAAAUACUUCCUCUUGUAACUUUUAAAAUAAUUUUUUAAAAAACUUGCGUAGUCAAUCAUGUAUUUAAAUUAUUUUAUCAUGGAACUUGUAUGGAAAAUAAUUUUUAAAAACUUUAAGGUCAUAACUUCUUUUAAGUUAUUUAGAAAGUAUCCUUUAGUACAGUUAUUUUGUUGUCUAAUAACUACUGACUAAUAACUAGUAAGUCUGUAACUGAAGUAUUAAUCGCCUCCAAUAAUAUUAAAGUGAUUUUUAAAGAUCCAGAAGCUGGCUUCUGUAUGUUCUCAAUUAUACAUUUAGUGGUAUUAUACUUUAGGUGAAACAAAUUAUUAUGUGCUCAUUUUCAGGAAAAUGUACUCUAUUGUGUGAUGUUCCCAUGUUAUAAGGUGCCCAUUGCUCAUAUAGUGUGGUGUGAGGACUUAUUUUGUUUGUAUGUAUGAGGUGUGACUAUGUAAAGAUUGAGCAUUUGGAGGGAGUAUCUGAGACCCUGCAUGUAGUUCAACUUUCCACCCAAAGAAGUAAGACUUACGAAUUAUUAAAAAAUUACUGUUAUUUAGGGCAGACAACUUGACAGGCCCUCUUGGAAUUCUAACAGUCUUACUGUUAUCCAAAAGGUUUGGGGAAAUCUUUUCCAAAAUAUUUUAAAGACAGUUUGAGUCUAUUAUAAUAAGAAGUAGAGAGAGUUUCUUAAUAGUCACAACUUAAUCUGUAGCACAUAUACUCAGUUUAAUCACCUAUUUCAUUCCCCAUAUCUUUGAUUCAGGUGAAUUUAGGCAGUUUUUAAACACCACAUGCAAUUUCAACAGACAGAAGUGCACCUCAAAGUUAUCUUCCACAUGUUCUUACACGGUAAUGGAACCAUAACCUCCAAACAGGACUGCUUUAAUAUACCUUCUAAUUACUGGUGUUUUUAUUAAAAAUUAAAAUUAGUCAACCACUUACAUUUACAACUGCAGUUUAAAUAUGAGGGAGCUGAUAAAAAUGAGCUUGAUGUAAAAUUUGGUUAUGAAUAAGCCAACCUAUUAAAGUGAGAGAAUGAAAUUCUUAGUUCUGUAUUUCUGUUAAGUAAUGUAAACAUAUACUCUCAUAGAGAGGACUUUGUUGUUCUGUACUGAUUCUAAAUACUGUAUUUGUUGGACUGAUUAAGGCUAUUUAAAA